AUGUUCGGCCUCUCUCGACGCAUGUUCUCGACGACGGCGCGCGUCGCCAACCAGAUCGCCCAGUCGCCGGCGCACGUCACCCCCGACGUCCUCCCGCCAGUGCUCGUCCGCCUGAUUCAGCGCAGCAUUGCCGGCCGCGAGGACGCCAAGUCGAUUGACCUCCCGAAUCCCUUCCUUCCCUCGAAGCCGAACGGCUCGUGGUGCCCGGCAUGGAUCCCGCGCCGCCGACAGAAGCAGCUGCUGCAGCUGUACCCUGCUCACCUCCUUCCGCCGUCGCCCAUCAACCCCGUUGAGCCUGUGCCCGUGCAGUGGCCGUCUGGAACGGUCAUCAACUGGGUCGGCGAGUACAAGCCCAAGGAGUACAAGUCGAUUUACGCCAACCGUCGCCAGCUCUUCAAGGGCCACAAGCGCGAGCGGGAACGUGCCGAGCGCAAGGCCGAGGUCGACGGCCGUCUCGAGACUAUGGACGCGAGGAUCGCCGAGUGGAAGGCGGAGGUCGCCGAGAACAAGGCCAACUCGAGGUCGACGCUUCCGUUCUAA
Molecule: messenger RNA, 540 nt
Organism: Trichosporon asahii var. asahii CBS 2479
Lineage: Eukaryota; Fungi; Basidiomycota; Tremellomycetes; Trichosporonales; Trichosporonaceae
Exons: 3
Coding region: 1-540 (179 amino acids)
Cellular component (GO): mitochondrial large ribosomal subunit
Molecular function (GO): structural constituent of ribosome
Source: RefSeq, a predicted model, not a curated record